GCAUUGACGGCCCUUCUGUCAAAAAUGGCUGUGCUUUGGAAGAAGGAAAAAUGCUGAAUUGUGUUGGUACAGAUCGGGAAAAGCGGCAGACAUGGCUAGAUUGGCAGACUACUUUAUUGUCGUGGGAUAUGAUCAGGAAAAAGCCGGUUCAGGAGAGGGAUGUGGGAAGAUCAUUCAGCGAUUCCCCAAGAAGGACUGGGAGGGAACAGCCUUCCCUCAAGGGGUGGAGAUGUUCUGCCAGCCAGGAGGUUGGAAGCUGUCCAGGGAGAGGAAAGCCCCUACCUUCUUCACUGUUGUGUUAACAGAUAUUGAAUCAGACCGACACUACUGCUCCUGCCUCACAUUCUAUGAGGCUGAGGUCAAUCUGCAGGGAUCAAAAAGUAUUGAGGUUGAUGGGGAUGAAGAUGAAGAGGUGGAAGAGGAUGGCCUGAUCCAACCAGCCCAAGUGUUUGCUCCAAAAAGUCUCAUUCUCGUCUCGAGAUUGGAUUAUCCAGAAAUAUUCAGGGGUUGUUUGGGACUGAUCUACACUGUAUACACUGAUAGUUUGAGUUUUCCUUUGGAGGGUUUGGUGGCCAAUCUCUUUAUAUUCCAGGUUCCUGUGGCUGGAGGAUCACAGAAAUUGUUCAGCCUGGGAGCAGGUGACCGGCAGCUUAUCCAGACUCCUCUGAAUGACACGUUACCCGUCACAUGCAAGAGUGUUGCUCUGCUCUUCCAGCAGCUAGGUAUUCAAAAUGUUCUAAGCUUGUUUUGUGCGGUUCUGACGGAGCACAAGGUUUUGUUCCAUUCCACCAGUUACCAGAGGCUUGGGGAGGCAAGCCGCGCCUUGGAAGCCCUCAUGUUUCCCCUCAAAUACAGCUAUCCCUACAUCCCAAUCCUGCCGUCACGCCUGCUGGAGGUGCUGAGCUCCCCCACACCUUUUAUCAUCGGAGUGCACUCCAUGUUUCAGAGUGAAAUCCAGGAUCUGUUGGAUGUCAUCAUUGCGGACCUGGAUGGAGGAACAAUAAAAAUCCCAGAGUGCAUUCACUUGUCUCUGCUCCCUGAACCUCUCCUAAACCAGACACAGUCCGCCCUGUCACUGGUUUUGCAUCCUGAUUUGGAGAUUGCAGACAAUGCUUUCCCACCACCUCGCACUGCACCCUCCAACCUUAAGUUGUUGGACAAGGAGGUGAGGGCCGUCUUUCUCAGGCUGUUUGCACAACUCUUCCAGGGCUACAGGUCAUGCCUGCAGCUAAUUCGCAUCCAUUGCGAACCUGUUAUUCACUUUCACAAGACUGCCUUUCUAGGCCAACGAGGCCUCAUUGAGAACGAUUUUCUCACCAAGGUCUUGGAUGGUAUGGCCUUUGCUGGCUUUGUCUCAGAGCGCGGUCCGCCUUACAGAGCAUGCGAUCUCUUUGAUGAGCUUGUGGCCUUAGACAUUGAGCGUUUUCGUGAAGAAGAGCUCAAUCCUGCAAAGCUGCUCAAGCGAAUCCAGGACCUCUCCGAGCAGCUAUACAGAAAUGAAAACCCGAACCCCCACAUGGCAUUCCAGAAAGUGCCUAGACCAUCAGAGGGAUCUCACUUGCGGGUGCACCAGGUACCCUUCCCUGUGUUGUGUGACGACAAAGUGGAGAAAAUGCUGCAAGAGGGAGUGGCCAAACACAUCAACAUCCAUCCAUCGACAAGACCGGAGAAGAAAUGCGUUGUACCUGCUGGUCCUCCUGUCGUGUCCAUUUUAGGAAAGACUUGCUCUGUGUUUAACAGCGCUCGCAGGCUUGAGGUAGUUAAAAGCUGCAUUUCCUUCAUCUUUGAAAACAAGACCCUGGAGACAGAAAAGACUCUUCCUGCUGCACUUCGUGCUCUGAAAGGCAAAGCAGCUCGACAGUGUCUGACUGAUGAGCUUAGUCUUCAUGUCCAGCAAAAUCGGGCCAUACUCGACCACCAUCAAUUUGACUACAUCAUUCGAAUGAUGAAUUGUGCCCUUCAGGACUGUUCCAGCUCAGAGGAGUACACCGUGGCUGCUGCCCUGCUUCCGCUGUCAACUGCUUUUUACAGAAAACUGGUUGCUGGAGUGAACCAAUUUGCCUACACCUGCAUCCAAGACCACCCCAUUUGGACCAAUCAGCAGUUUUGGGAGGCCACUUUCUAUAGCGAGGUGCAGAGCCAGAUCCGAGCCCUAUACCUCAAUACCCCCGAAGAAAAGUGGAGCAUCGCUGCCAGGCUGAAGGAGGUGGGCACAGUGCCUGGGGUGGGCAGAGGAGAGGAUCAGACCGCUAUGGACCUGGCAGCUGAGCAGCUGCGCUUGUGGCCGAGCCUGAGCAAAGAGAAGCAGCAGGAGCUGGUGAAGAACGAGGAGAGCACCGUGUUCAGCCAGGCCAUCCACUAUGCCAGCCUCAUGGUCUAUCUGCUUGUUCCUUUGGACACCAGCAAGAACAAACUACUUCGCAAUACGCCAGCCACUGACUGGGAGAGCGGCAGCAACAGCAUCGUUACCAACAGCAUCGCCGGCAGCGUUGCCGAGAGCUUUGACACCGAAAGUGGGUUUGAGGACUCUGAGAACAGCGACGUGGCCAACUCGGUGGUCAGAUUUGUGGCUCGCUUUAUUGACAAAGUGUGCACAGAGAGUGGUGUAACCCAGGAACACAUCAAGAACCUCCACAGCAUGAUCCCAGGCGUAGUUGCCAUGCAGAUAGAGGCUCUUGAGGCAGUUCACAGGGAGAGCAGGAGGUUACCGCCCAUUCAGAAGCCUAAAAUUUUGCGUCCAGCGCUGCUUCCUGGAGAAGAGUUUGUGACGGAGGGGCUGAGGGUGCUUCUGGAUCCUGAUGGCAGGGAAGAAGCUACUGGGGGCCUAUUAGGGGGCCCACACAUCCUACCAGCAGAGGGAGCACUUUUCCUCACCACAUACCGCAUCAUCUUCAAAGGCAUUCCCCAUGACCCGCUAGUGGGGGAGCAGGCAGUUGUCAGAGCAUUCCCAGUUGCCACCUUGACCAAAGAGAAGAAAAUAAGCAUCCAGAACCAGCUGCAGCAAAAUAUGCAGGAGGGCCUCCAGCUGCGCUCUGCAUCCUCUCAGUUGAUAAAAGUGGCUUUCGACGAAGAGGUGAACUCUGAGGUGGUAGAGAUGUUCAGGAAGCACCUGCAGAGGAUCCGUUACCCGCAAUCCAUCUUCAGCUCCUUUGCAUUUGCUGCAGGGCAAACGCAGCCUCAGCUUAUCCUUCCAAAGCAAAAAGAGAGGAACACUGGAUUUAGAACGCUAUCCAAAACUAUUGUCAAGGGGGCCAAGAGAGCCAGCAAGAUUACAAUGGGCCGUGGAAGCCAGACCACACUGAAGAGGAGUGACAGAGGAAGCAGAAUGACCUGGCAUGAAGAUGAUGAUGUUUCAAUAUCAGAUGAUGGAGAGCCACCGCCCAGCAGCACUUUGAGAGCGUCUGAGAAGUCCACCAUGGAGCAACUGGUCGAGCAGUCGUGUUUCCGUGACUACCAGCGACUGGGCCUUGGCACUAUUACGGCCAGCUCAUCACGCUCCAAGUCGGGCGAGCACUUCAGGAUCACAGCUGUCAAUAGGCUUUAUUCUUUGUGUCGCAGUUACCCAGGGCUACUGGUGGUUCCCCAGGCCAUACAAGACAGCAGUUUACACAAAGUGGCGCGUUGCUACAGACACAACCGCCUGCCAGUUGUGUGUUGGAAACAUCCUCGCACUAAAGCUGUGCUCCUGCGCUCAGGAGGCUUCCAUGGCAAGAGUGUUGUGGGCUUGUUUAAGUCACAGAACCCAUCUUCAACAGCGCCUGCAUCGUCCUCUGAUUCGUCCAGUAGCCUUGAACAAGAGAAGUACCUGCAAGCCAUCCUCAACUCCAUCCCUAUUUACUUCAAGAUGAACGGCCAUAACACACUGUCGAACCGCUCCAUCAUAGGCCUUUCACCAGGCAGCGAAAGGAGAACAUCCAGAAUGCCAAAGAUGGCCCCUGUCCAUUUAGACAUUCCAUUUUCAAACAGCUUCACAAGAGGAGUGCUUGAGUACAGAGAUAAACUAUUCACUCACUCAAACCAAAAAUCUACCAGUAAGCAGCGAAUCCACAACCAAGGCAUGUGGGCCAGCCUGCGCUCCAGCAGCAGGCUCAGCCAGCACACAUCCACAGCGGAUGUGGGUGCCAGACUAGCAGGGAAGGAUUUGGCGCCCCCUGCAGGGAGUAACAGUCUACAGGCUCAGCUGCUCAAACAGCAAGCUGCCCUCUACAUCUUUGGUGAAAAGUCGCAUUUGAGGGGCCUCAGAGUAGACUCUUCUCUCAACUGUGAGCUGGUGCCAGUGGACUUUGCAGACACGAGGCAAGUGAAAAGCUCCUUCAAGAAGCUGCUGAGGGCCUGUGCUCCCAGUGUCACCUCUUCUGACUCUGAGGACUCUUUCCUCAAAGUUUUGGAGGACUCUGAAUGGAUCCCGCAGCUUCACAAGAUUCUGCAGCUGGCUCUCAUUCUGGUGGAGCUUCUGGACAGCGGCUCAUCUGUGCUGCUCAGUUUGGAGGAUGGCUGGGACAUCACCACGCAAGUUGUGUCUUUGGUGCAACUGCUGAGCGAUCCCUUCUACCGCACUCUGGAGGGCUUUCAGGUGCUGCUAGAGAAGGAGUGGCUCUCCUUCGGCCACAAGUUCAGCCAAAGGAGCAACCUGAGUCCCAGCAGUCAGGGCAGCGGUUUUACGCCCAUUUUUCUGCAGUUCCUGGACUGCGUGCACCAGAUUUUGUUGCAACAUCCCUUAGAGUUUGAGUUUAAUCAGUACUACCUGAAGUUCCUGGCCUAUCACCACAUCUCCAACCGCUUCAAGAACUUUCUUUUGGACUCCGACUACGAGCGCCUGGAACAUGGCUUGUUGUUUGAUGAUAAGGGUGACAAGCAGGCGAAGAGAGGCAUCUGUAUCUGGGAGUGCAUCAACAGGAUGCACCGAAGGAGUCCAAUCUUCUUCAACUAUCUGUACAGCGCAUCAGAGAGCCAAACCAUCCUGAAGCCCUCAGUUGGCAUCCCCAGUCUAACUAAGUGGGACUUCUUCAUGGAUGAGACCCUGUCGACGGGGCCAUGUUAUGACUGGAGGUUGAUGGCAGUUAGGGCGGACUACUCAGAGGAACCUCAGACCAUCUCUAGCAGCAAGAGGAGGAUUGUGUGGCCUUGUUACAGCAGCGUGACCCGAGCUCAGCCUGACGCCAUCACCAAACUGCUCUCUGACAUGGAGAGGCUGGAAGGAGAGGUGAACCAGACCUCUGAGACAUGGCAGACCACUCUGGACCGAGUGUGUGUCAGCAUCCAGGAAGACAUCAAACAAGAAGGAAUUCAGCUCGGCAAGCAGUCGCUGUCCAUUUCCGGCCUGAUUCCCACGUCCAGCCUACAGGCACUCCACCGACGCUCGAUGCUGCACCUGCCAGACAGCGGGCUGGCUGAAGACCGAAGCACAGCCACCUCCAACGGAAUCAACCGCCGCGCUGCUACACUUUACAACCAGUUCACCCCCAAGAGUGAGGAGAACAGGUCGUACGAGGGCAUCCUGUACAAACGUGGAGCGCUGCUGAAAAGUUGGAAGCCUCGCUGGUUUGUGUUGGAUGUCACCAAGCACCAGAUGAGGUACUAUGAAACUGGCGAGGACACCAACUGUCGAGGUCACAUCGAGCUGGCAGAGGUGGAGUCUGUGAUCCCGGGGGCACCGACAAUUGGGGCGCCCAAACACAUCAGUGAAAAGGCUUUCUUUGAUCUGAAGACAAGCAAAAGGGUAUACAACUUCUGCGCGGCAGAUGCGGCCAGUGCACAGCUGUGGAUGGACAAGAUCCAGAGCUGCAUCUCUGACGCCUGAGAGCCGCGUCUCCACAAGCAAGGACUCGGAAAGUGGCUGCUAGCGGGAAAAAACACUCUCAAGUCUGCACUGCACUUCUCUUGGAGGGGGGGGGGAGUUCUUUUUAACAUUCAUAAGCAAUAAGACACUGGGAAGUUCUAUUUUACUACCAGGUGAUUUUACUGCUGAAUCAGCAAAUCAGCUCAGAGAUGUUUAAUACUAAUAGUUUGCACUUGGAGCUCCCAACGGAAGGCAUUGUUACUAUUAGCUUCUUUGUGACCUUUUCCUACUGCCGGGUCACGUGUUCAAUUCCAAAAAAAAAAAAAGACACAAUUUGCACAACCAGUUGAAAAGUUAUCUUAGGUUAUUAUUCUAUUUAAUGUUUUCUCGAUUUUCUAUGUUGAAUGUCCAUCAAGGCUUAACGAGUAUGUCUCGUGUUUUGUAAAUUAUUUUUUUAUCAUGACUUUGUGUAAAUAUUGUUUGUUUUGUGACCUUUUCUAACCUUCCUGAAGUGACUAAUAAGUGUUUUUAAAAGUGAACUGAUACCCGAGUGGCCUGUUCUUGUUUGUUGACAUCUUGUUUUUUUAAGGGCUUUUACUCAAGAAACAAAACAAAUAUGUAAGUAAUGCAGCUUUUACACACAAAAAGAAAAUGAAGCUAUACAAAGAUAUCUUUUUUUUAUUGUUGUUGUUGCUGAAUCUUUGUGCCAAUGUUUUUUGUGCCGACACUAAUUUUUAUGGAAAUAAAUCAGACAUACUUGAAAGUCACAACUUUUGUUUGUGUAGCUGACACUCGUAAAAGUUGUCACGAAUAACCUCUAACAAUAAAAGACCACUUUUAUAAUGA
Messenger RNA from Doryrhamphus excisus (bluestripe pipefish), 6625 nucleotides. RefSeq names its product SET binding factor 2 (gene sbf2). Lineage: Eukaryota; Metazoa; Chordata; Actinopteri; Syngnathiformes; Syngnathidae. Gene Ontology annotation, cellular component: membrane; cytoplasm. Gene Ontology annotation, molecular function: guanyl-nucleotide exchange factor activity. The record is from RefSeq and is a predicted model, not a curated record.